AUGUCAAACUUUGUAGAUUCCGUCUGCAACCCAUGCUUGAAAGAUAUACGUCAAGAAGUAACGGACGAAUUGACUUCUAAACUUAAGAGCGACCGAGAUAUUCUGGAUAGAUUUUACCGUUCCUUUGGACUUGAUCCAAUGAAAUUGCACUCCAAGGAAUUGGUGGACAUCAAAGAUAUCUUUCCUGAUACUCCAGUCAAGGUGCUGAAAGAUGUUUUUAAGGCUUUGCAGUUGUACGACUAUGUUGAAUUGUUGGAAAAGGCAACAAAGCCACGGGCACUUAGACCUGCUCUUUCGUUGAAAGAAAUUGAAAAACUGCCAAAUGCAAAUAAUCGUCCUACAAAGUUUUUUACUAAAGCGGAGGUCUUGAUUAUCGAUAGUAGUGAUGAUGCAGACGAAAGCCCUCAAAAUUUUGGGUCGUUUUUUAAAACUUUGAAUCCGGAGUGCCAGGUAAUUGCAGUGGCAGCAGAAAACUGCAUAGAAUUGCGUAAAGAUCUGCAAAGGCUUAGAGAACUUAACAACUCAAAACGCUCCUCUAUAUGGGAUGCAAAGAACAGAGAACAAGAACUGAAAGAAGCGCUGGAAAAUAAAGUACCAGUUGACCAUGGCCGGUAUAUGGUUGGAGCAGGAGCGAUUUACCGGGAAUUAAAAAACGAGGAGCUGUUGACCAUGUUCGAAGAAAAGGAGUCAGCGAUGAAAGAAGAACUAGAAAAGCUAAUAAAAGAAAUAAGGCGGUUGAAAAAAGAAAGCAAGAAGAUAACCAAGGAUUUAGAAAAGAAGAAUGAAGAACUUCAGGCAGAGUAUGAGAAAUUUAACGGUGCUGUCUCAACCCACUUCAACAAAUGGAUGGAACAGGCAUAUGUUAAAGGUUAGUAAACGGUGAUAGUCAACAUGAUAUGACUUCCUACAUGGGGCAGGUAGGGGGGGAAGUGGAGCUUAAAUGCGUAACCUCAUAGCGGCCUUCUAUUACUUAAAAAGUAACGAGGAUGAUCAAAUGGAGACAGAAAUCUAAAAUAAACCGAAAAAAUCCCCCCCCCGCGAAAAGAAAUCUCAAGGCCCAAACUUAAUCUCCAAAAACUUCCAUGCAAAAUCAUGUCUGAGCUUGAGAAAUCACCACAGCAAAAGGGAAUUCCUUUGAUGAGAAAGAAUUAGGGGACGCAAUGAACAUUAUUGAUCGACUAAACGAAAUUUAAGCCUAUUUGGACACACCGCAGGCACUUUGCGGAGUAUGCAUAACAGGUUUUCUGGAAUAAUUAGUGUGAGAUACAAUGUAAUGUGUAGCUUCUUUUAAAAGAGCACAAAAACACAAGUUUGUUUAAACUUUAUUGGCGGAAUUACGCGGCCGGCAUACACUGGUGGCUUAUUUAAGAUUUCUGUCUCCAUUUGAUCAUCCUCGAAUUUCCCCCAAUUCGCACAAGUGUACCUGCCCGCAGGCUCCCUACCCCUGGAGCGUUAUCUACCUUUUGACCAACUUGACGGAUAACAUAUCCCAAAAUGUCGGCGAGGGCCAUUAAAAAAUGUCCUUUAUAUCCUGAAUUUACCAAGGAACACUUUACUAUUUACACCGAUCUCGCCCACGCUUCUAUUAAGGAUGGGGAAAACUGCUGGCGGCCUCUUUGGGAUGAGAGAUACAGAACCGUGGCGGAGUUGGGUGGGAUGAGGUGGGAGGAGAAAAAAUAAACCAUCAGAAAAAGGUGCCAUGGAGAGAAGAGCGGGCAAAGCAAGGUGUCAGAAUGACAGUCCUCGAUGAUAAUGAAUUCAUUUUGUAUGUGCCCUUUUUAGACGCUUGGAAAGACCGCUGUAAAUAGGCAAAUGGACUUCGAUCGAGGUUAGCAUGUUUUAUCCACGAAUAAUAUUAGGUUCUGCUUCUGAUUUGGAUCAUACGAAAGUCGAAUCCGAUAACUGAUAGUAAGAACAGUUUUUUUUAUCCUCUUAACUUCGUUUGUUUUCACUUUAUAGGUAACGAAUCGACCCUUUUUGUCGUAGUCAUUGCGAAUAGACUCGAGUCUGGAUACUAUUCAGAGGACUUUUUCAAGCAUGCGAAAAUAGUAAAUGACUGUUUGAAAGAAAAGUUGCCUCUCAUUCCACAAACGAAGGUGGUGAUAAUCAGUGACCCGUCAAGACUGAUGAAUCCGGGAGAAAUUCCUCCAGAAACUCUUCAGGUGUAUUUGCCAAGACGGGUUGGUCUGGGCACGGUGUUGGAGCUUUUAAACAAGCGCUAUAAGUCACUGGAUCUCAUUGCAGUAAUAUUGGAAUUAAAAAGGUCGUCGUAUUUAACACCUUAUGGAAAAGGUCCCUAUUACCAUCAUUAUGGCGGCUGGUUUUCUCCAUUGGAUGUUACAAUUGAUUUUUACGAAAGCUUGUCUUGUCUUCCAAGACUUCAGAAAACGGAACAAUUGUAG
Porites evermanni is the source of this 2402-nucleotide messenger RNA. Lineage: Eukaryota; Metazoa; Cnidaria; Anthozoa; Scleractinia; Poritidae. The record is from the annotation of a GenBank genome assembly.